CGUAUUGCGUAAACUUGAAGGUGUUUUGCGAUUCUGUGUUUGAUAUUCUUUGCAUUAUAUUAUUAGAAUAACAUAAAAUUAAAUAUUAAUAUUUUGGGGUUUGAGAAGUGUGUUUACAAUCGUAAUAAGAAAGAAAAAGAUUUUAGGCUUGAACAAAAAUUCUUUAAAUCUUUUAAAGUUUCAAAAAAAAAAAAAAAAUGUUAACUUAAACAAUUAAACAACUAAUGAAUUAAAAUUAAUUUAGUUUUUAUGAUCAUUUAUGACCAAUAAAGAAUUCCUGAUGGUUGUCGAAAGUCCAAAAUCUUAAGAUGGAAGACAUCAACCUCGAUCAUGUGCGUGAAACAAGCAGUGAUAUAAAUUUAGCUGUUAAAAUCACUGAUGCUUAUAAAGCAUACAACUCAGCGGCUGUCGUAUUAAAUGGAUUCAACAUGAAUGUGAAAAAAGGAACAAUAUAUGGCUUAUUAGGACCAAGUGGAUGUGGCAAAACAACGUUACUCUCUUGUAUCAUUGGCCGAGGUAGAUUGGACUCUGGACACAUUCAACUUUCUGUAAAAAAGAAAAAAGAAAUAGGUUACAUGCCACAGGAUUUAGCACUAUACGAUGAAUUUAACAUACUAGAAACUUUCCACUAUUUUGGGUCUUUAUACGAAAUGUCUUAUGAAGAUAUUAAAGAUAAAGGUGAAAAGUUGAUCAAUUUAAUGGAAAUGCCCCCGUCCAAGACUCAAUUUGGUUCAAUGAGUGGUGGACAACAGAGAAGAUUCUCAUUGUGUACAGCUCUUUUGCACGACCCCAGUUUGUUGAUAUUAGAUGAGCCAACUGUCGGACUCGAUCCAAUCAUUAGUGCAAGCAUAUGGGAGUAUUUACAAGAUUUAACAAACCGUGGAAAAACAAUAAUCAUUACAACGCAUUACAUUGAAGAAGCACGACUUGCAAAUACAAUAGGCUUAAUGAGGAAAGGAGUUUUACUAUCGGAAGCGCCUCCACUAGAAAUUAUGGCGUCUUGCAAUGCUGAUACUCUUGAAAGUGCCUUUUUAAUACUCAGUCAAAAUCAGACUUCAGGAAAUGAAGAAAUAAUCGAACAACCAAGAAAAAAAUCCAUUUUACAGCCAGCUACGUCGUCACUGGAAAAAUCAUCACUUUUCUCACCAAUUCGGUUCAAAGCUCAAUUAUUGAAACAUUGGUAUUGGAGUGUUAGGAAUUGGACAAUCAUUUUGUUUGUUUGUCUCUUACCAAUUUUCACUAUAAUGAUUUAUAAUCUAACCAUUGGACAUGCUCCACAACCUCUCAACGUAGGAAUCGUCAACUAUGAAAAACCUUCACAUUGCUCAUAUAAGACGUUUGAUUUGUGUGAUAGCAACAUCCCACUAAGUUGCAAAUAUAUGAAGGAGAUGGAAAAACAUGAUUUAACUCUGACAUUAUACAAUGAAGAGAAAUUAGCAAGACAAGAUGCAAGACACGGUUAUACGUGGGGUUUUGUAACAUUUGCAAAAAAUUUUACUGAUAUGAUCGGAGUAAAAUUUAAUGAUCCAUCAAUAAUGAGUUCACAUGAUAUAGAAGAAUCUGCAAUAAUAGCAUCAUUGGAUUUGUCAAAUUAUGUUCUAAAAACAAUAAUCCAAGGAAAAUUUCAUCAAAGUUAUAAAAGUCUCACUCAAUCUUUUACGAAUUGUAAUAAAAGUUCAGUUAUUACGGCGUUAGAUCCAGUACCAAUAACGUUGAUGAAGCCUGUAUUUGGAACUUUAUAUGACAUUAAUAUGUCACAUUACGGAGCUGCAGCAAUAAUAUCGAUAUUGGAGUUAUACUUGACGUUCCUGUUUACAGCGUUAUCAAUUAGCAUGGAAAAAAAUAGCGGUUUAAUUGAAAGAAGUCUUUCUUCAGGACUCACCAUUCUCGAAGUUAUUAUGUCACAAUUGGUGGUACAAAUUAUAAUGUUAAUUGUUCAAACUAUCACAGUAUUCAUAUUACAGUUCAUCGUGUUUGACCAUCCAUUCUUAAGUACCUGGACCACGCCUUUUGUUCUUGUAUUCUUACAGGGAAUAUGUGGGACAUUCAUGGGUUUUGCGGCAAGUAUUACUUUUGACGAAAAAAUUACUACGUUCUUUGGAAUAUGUUUGGUUAUGUCACAAGUAUUCUUAAGUGGUAUUAUGUGGCCAUUAGAAGCCAUGGAUCCGAUAUUAAAAAAGAUUAGUUAUUUCUUCCCAUUAACUUUAUCAGUUGACGCAUUUAGAUCAAUAACUGCAAGAAAUUGGGGAUUAUUUCAUCCAAUAGUUAUGCAAGGAUUUGUAUCAAUAACGAUUUGGAUAAUUGUUACAAUUUUAAUAUCAAUAUUAAGUCUCAAAUUCAAACAAGGUAUUAAAGCGAAAAAAUAA
Molecule: messenger RNA, 2366 nt
Organism: Diuraphis noxia (Russian wheat aphid)
Lineage: Eukaryota; Metazoa; Arthropoda; Insecta; Hemiptera; Aphididae
Product: ABC transporter G family member 23-like
Cellular component (GO): membrane
Molecular function (GO): ATP hydrolysis activity; ABC-type transporter activity; ATP binding
Source: RefSeq, a predicted model, not a curated record